AUGGAACUGCGAGAAAUCGUGAAACGCGCGGGAUACCUUCUGUAUAUUGUGAGCCCGAACGAGACGUCGUUUGAGAGGCUUGAAGAUGUUCCCGACUACGUUGUUCAGGCUGUGCCUCUGUUCGUGGCGUUCUUGGUGAUUGAACUGAUUUUCAACUUUGUGCAAAGGAAAAGUGACCGCUUCCAACUUGAUGACGGCCUGACCUCGAUAGGGCAGGGCAUUAUUCAAGAGCUGUCUCGCCUUUUCACGGAAAGCACCUUACUGGCCGGCUACAUCUACGUGUAUGAACACCACAGGAUUGUCACACUGCCAUGGAAUUCUACGAAGACUUGGUUCUUCGCUCUUCUGGCCGUCGACUUCGCGUAUUACUGGAUGCAUCGCUGGGCUCACGAGGUCAACCUCGCCUGGUCCGGCCAUCAGGUGCACCACAGCUCCCAGUUCUACAACUUGACAACCGCUCUGCGCCAGUCGGCUUUACAAGCGUACUACGAACCCGUGCUGUAUCUGCCGCUCGCUGUGGUGUUGUCACCAAGCGCGUACUUGGUGCAUCACCAAUUCAACCGUCUGUACCAGUUCCUCAUACACACGGAGUCUGUCCAGUCACUUGGCCCCCUGGAGUACGUGCUCAACACCCCAAGCCACCACCGAGUACAUCACGGUAGAGACCGAUACUGCAUUGAUAAGAAUUACGGUGGCACGCUAAUCAUCUGGGACCGUCUUUUUGGCACCUUUGCGGCUGAGCAGCGCCGACCUGCUUACGGACUGACGCACUCCGUGAACACGUUUGACCCAUGGACUCUUCAGAUGCAACACUUCCUGUACAUCUGCAAACAAGUUAUCACCAUCAAGGGGCUCGGAAACAAAUUUUCGACCGUUUUUAAGGGACCUGGCUGGCAACCGGGCAAACCAAGACUGGGCGACCCGAACGAUAUUCCAGAUGUACGUAGGCCUGUUGAACCCUACGCGCCGGAGACCACGCUGCUGCGCAAGCUUUACGUAGCAUUGCAUUUUACCCUCAUUGGCAUCGGCUACGUGAAGCUCAAACACUGGAGCCCAGUCACUGGCACCGGCGCGCUGCUUUGCGGCAUCGCUUACAUCUUCUUCUCCCUUGGUGUAAUGGGAGCAUUCUUGGACAACAGGACCCACAUCUACGGACUGGAGGCACUCAGGUGUGCCCUGAUGUUAAUGUUGGACGUGCGCGUCUUCCACCUGUCGGUCAUGGCUGAUUCUGCGGCCGGCAUGGUUUUCCUCAACAUAGUCAGGGCCACGUACGCGGCCUCGCUGCUGGGAUGCCUUGCAGCGAGCGUAUGGGGUACCUUGAAGCGGGUUCUCAAGAAAAAACUGGCGUGA
Messenger RNA from Dermacentor silvarum, 1350 nucleotides. Its product is annotated as alkylglycerol monooxygenase-like. NCBI's taxonomy places the organism in Eukaryota, Metazoa, Arthropoda, Arachnida, Ixodida, Ixodidae. Gene Ontology annotation, biological process: lipid biosynthetic process. The record is from RefSeq and is a predicted model, not a curated record. The coding region runs from base 1 to 1350 and encodes 449 amino acids. Gene Ontology annotation, molecular function: iron ion binding; oxidoreductase activity. Gene Ontology annotation, cellular component: endoplasmic reticulum. The transcript has 10 exons.